Messenger RNA from Guillardia theta CCMP2712, 1584 nucleotides. Its product is annotated as 26S proteasome regulatory complex, subunit RPN3. Bases 1 to 1584 code for a protein of 527 amino acids. Gene Ontology annotation, molecular function: enzyme regulator activity. Gene Ontology annotation, cellular component: proteasome regulatory particle, lid subcomplex; proteasome complex. The record is from RefSeq and is a predicted model, not a curated record. NCBI's taxonomy places the organism in Eukaryota, Cryptophyceae, Pyrenomonadales, Geminigeraceae. The transcript has 6 exons. Gene Ontology annotation, biological process: ubiquitin-dependent protein catabolic process; regulation of protein catabolic process.
AUGGCCAAAGACAGCAAAGAUCAAAAAGCUCAAGAAUCGGGAAAAGUAUCUGAUGAAAAUGCGAAGGCAGAAAAGCCCGCUGUCCUUAUAGACCCUGUUACAGCAGCAAUGCUGGAGUUAAAGAAUUCCAUGCAGACGAUUGACAAAGCUGUCACCUCUAAGGAGAACAGAUUUAUGUCUCGAGUGAUACGCCAGGUCACCAAGCUACGCCGACUUCUCAGCAAGAAAGUCCUGCUAAAGGCUCUAGAAACUUAUGUUUCUCCUGACUCGCCUGUAAUCGAAGGCGUGGUUGCUUUUGUAGAGGGUGUGACAGAAGACGACGUAAUGCAAGUUGAAGCUCCUGCUACUGCCUCCCAAGAAAUUGAGAAGAAUGCCGUCAUCGAUAAGAAGGCUGAAGAAGAAAAGAAUGCGGAGAUCGAGAAGAAAGAGCGAGAGGAAGCUGCUUUCUACAAGAAGAUGUUGAGUAUCCCAGAAGCAGAGUCCUUUGUUCAACUCCUCGUGACUAUCUAUCUGCUCGACAAGAAAUAUCUUGACAAUGCAAUCUCCUGUGCAUCUUCUUUGAUACAACGUGCUCAGUCUUUCAACAGGAGGACUAUGGAUCAAAUUUUGUCGAGAGGAUACUUUUACUGGGCAAGGUGCAUGGAACUCACAGGAAAAUCAUCGCAAAUCAGAAACGAGUUGCUAGCCGCGUAUAGGACGACGGCUUUGAAGCAUGACCAAAUUGGACAAGCCACUCUCUUAAACCUUCUCCUACGCAACUAUCUGGAGUUCAAUCUCUACGAACAGGCAGAUACGCUGAUGAGGAAAACUUCGUUUCCGGAGGGAGAUGCCUCAAACAACCAGCUUGCAAGAUACCUGUACUAUACAGGAAGAAUCAAGGCUGUCCAACUUGAAUACACCGAUGCGUUCUUGAAUCUUCAACAAGCCGCAAGGAAAGCUCCUCAGCAAAGUGCUCUUGGAUUCCGAAAAACGGUUUACAAGUUUUCAGUAAUUGUUCAACUUCUUCUUGGCGAGAUUCCAGAUCGCUCGACGUUUUCACAGAAAGGAAUGAUUGCAGCGCUGAAGCCAUAUCUUCAGAUAUGUCAGGCUGUACGGGUUGGAGAUUUGGGGGCAUUUCACCGGGCAAUGCAAGAGCAUGGGGAUACUUUCAAGUCUGACAAAACCUACUCGCUCAUCGUUCGUCUCCGCCACAACGUGAUCAAGACUGGCCUGAAGAAGAUCAAUACGGCAUAUUCGAACAUCAGCCUUGAAGAUGUCUGCGCCAAGUUGUGUCUCGAGUCCGUUGAAGACACUAGGUUCAUCGUGGCCAAGUGCAUCCAGGACGGCGUAAUAGACGCAACCAUCGACCACGAGACCAACACAAUGAUGUCCAAGGCUAACUUGGACAUUUACACCACAAGCGAACCUCAGAUGCAGCUGCACAAACGAGUGGCGUUCUGCUUGGACAUGCACAAUCAAGCGGUCAAGGCAAUGAGGUAUGCAGAGAAUACCAAGACAGAGUGGGAGUCAGCUGAGGAAAGACGCGAGCGCAUGAAACAGGAAGAGGAGAGGAUGAAUAGCAUGGAUUCGGACGAUGAUUUCUGA